UAUUAAACUGAUCCAGAGUCAGGCGCAGAGCUCAGGGAACGAUAUUUUCUCCACCGCCUCCUCUCUCCACGUGUGUCCUGAUCUGACAAAGUUUGUGGGUAGCACAGAUAAAAUAGUAUCUUUUCAUAUCAAAUAUCAUGGAAGAGAUACCCGCAGAUGUGCGUUCGUUCAUACAAGACCAUCCAUUUUUACAACUGACAGACGCUAAAAAGGUUAAAUGCACGUUAAAUGGACACGAGUUUCCGUGUAAUCUAAAAGAACUCCAGGACUUCACAUCUGGGAAGAAGUAUCUAAAGCUAAGCGCAGUCGCCCAGUUCAACUACAGUCAAUAUGAACCACACGUGGUGCCAAGCACCAAACAACCAAAUCACCUUUUCUGCAAGCUUACUUUGCGGCACAUCAACCGACUUCCACACCAUGUUUUGCGUCAUAUCAACGGGAAACGGUACCAACGAGCCUUGCAGAAAUAUGAGGAGUGCGUGCGAGAGGGCGUGGCCUUUGUUCCCGCCAGCCUGAGACAGAAGAAGCCCAGACACACGGGGGAGGGGGAGCGCGGCCGCCACUCCAAGCGCGGGAACGGCUUCUGGGAGCCCAGCUCCAGCGGAGGGGAGGGCGAGGACUCGGACGACAGCAUGAGUGACCUGUAUCCAUCCACCAUUUUCACUUCGAAGAAGCCGGAGGGCGGAGAAGGGGAGAUAGCGGAGGUGGAGGGCAGUGACAGCUUUCAGACCGACAGCGACGAUGAGGAGGCCUCCCCAAUGGAGGUGGACAAACAGGCACCGCAGAAGCGCAGAAAGGCACAGACAGCUGCAUUUAAGAAGAAGUUCAAGAGUCACAAUAAGAAGAAAAAAUGGUUUAAGAAAGGUGGAACGGUAAAAAAUGGAAAGUAAUAAAAUGUUUGCUUGGUCAUCA
This is a messenger RNA of Anguilla anguilla (European eel), 912 nucleotides long. RefSeq names its product surfeit 2 (gene surf2). The transcript is spliced from 6 exons. The record is from RefSeq and is a predicted model, not a curated record. Bases 138 to 890 code for a protein of 250 amino acids. Lineage: Eukaryota; Metazoa; Chordata; Actinopteri; Anguilliformes; Anguillidae.